AAGGUCAGCGAGGGUGUACACAGCCCGUCAUCGGCAGCAGCAGUCGUGAGACUUCCCGGUGCACACAGCGCGGCUUCCCCGAAGCGGCAAUGAGGCUGAAGCCGGGCUUCCUCCUGCGCAGCCUGCUGGUGUUGGCCACUUUCCUGGCUCUGCUCAUCCUCUGGUCCUCCCUCUCCUCCGGCCGGACCGACACGCAGCCCCAUAUGGCCCGGGAAGAAAAUGCCAACCUCCCUCAGCCUGGUAAAAUAGAAAAAAAUAUAGACUCCAAACAUGACUUCCAACCCGUGGUGCCAUGGCCUCGUGUCGAGGGUGUGGAGGUAGACCUUGAUUCCAUCAGAAGAAAGAAUAAGGUUCAGAAGGAUCAUAAUCGUAUGGAAGUGAAGCCGAACAACCAGCAGAAUGUGCCACAACGACAGUUUGUCACUUUUAAACCACAGAAGCAUGCGUAUCCAGAUCCCAUUUUUCGUGCUGGAAUCCUGGGGAAUUUUGAACCCAAAGAACCAGAACCCCAGGGUGUUGUUGGUGGUCCUGGAGAGGGAGGAAAGCCAUUCGUGCUUGGCUCUGAAUACAAGGAGUCCGUUCAAUCCAGCAUUAAAGAAUUUGGAUUUAACAUGGUUGCAAGUGACAUGAUCUCACUAGACAGAACAGUCAAUGACUUGCGACAUGAAGAGUGCAAGUACUGGCAAUAUGAUGAAAACCUGCUGACAUCUAGCGUGAUCAUUGUGUUCCAUAAUGAAGGAUGGUCUACACUCAUGAGGACCGUUCACAGUGUUAUCAAAAGGACCCCUAGGAAAUACCUCGCUGAGAUUGUCAUGAUAGAUGACUACAGUAACAAAGAUCAUUUAAAGGGGAGGUUGGAUGACUAUGUCAAACAGUGGAAUGGCCUGGUUAAGGUCUUUAGAAAUGAACGUAGGGAAGGUCUGAUUCAAGCUAGAAGCAUCGGAGCCCAAAAAGCCAAAGUAGGACAGGUUUUAAUUUAUCUAGAUGCACACUGUGAAGUGGGAAUUAAUUGGUAUGCACCAUUAAUAGCCCCCAUAGCCAGAGACAGAACCGCAUGCACUGUACCUCUGAUAGAUGUCAUAGAUGGCAACACAUAUCAUUUAUUAUUCCAAGGGGGAGGUGAUGAAGAUGGGUAUGCUAGAGGAGCAUGGGAUUGGAGUAUGCUAUGGAAGCGGGUGCCCUUGACCAAAAAAGAGAAGGAAAUGAGAAAAACAAAAACUGAGCCAUAUCGGUCCCCUGCUAUGGCUGGAGGAUUGUUUGCCAUCGAGCGAGAUUACUUUUUUGAGUUGGGUCUCUAUGAUCCAGGUCUUCAGAUCUGGGGUGGAGAAAAUUUUGAAAUCUCCUACAAGAUCUGGCAGUGUGGAGGAAAGUUAUUAUUUACACCUUGUUCACGUGUGGGACACAUCUAUCGUUUACAUGGAUGGCAAGGAAAUCCUCCGCCCGUCUAUGUGGGGUCAUCGCCAACACUGAAGAACUAUGUCAGAGUUGUGGAAGUCUGGUGGGAUGAGUACAAGGAUUACUUUUAUGCCAGUCGUCCAGAAACAAAAGCCCUGGCCUACGGAGACAUCAGUGAACUGAAGAAGUUCCGAGAGGACCACAACUGCAAAGGUUUCAAAUGGUUUAUGGAAGAAAUCGCAUAUGACAUCCCCGAUCACUAUCCUCUACCACCAAAAAAUGUAGAAUGGGGAGAGGUACGAGGUUUGGAUACCAAUUACUGCAUAGACAGCAUGGGUCACACGAAUGGAGGAUUGGUGGAAGUUGGAGCCUGUCACAGAAUGGGUGGAAACCAGCUUUUCCGAAUUAAUGAAGCAAAUCAAUUGAUGCAGUAUGAUCAGUGUCUGACUAAAGGGCAGGAUGGAUUGAAAGUCAUGAUUACACAUUGUAAUUUAAAUGAAUACAAAGAGUGGCAAUACUUCAAGAACAUACACAGAUUUACCCAUAUCCCUACCGGAAAAUGCCUGGAUCGCUCUGAGGUUCUUCACCAAGUGUUCUUGUCAGACUGUGACUCCAGCAAAUCAUCACAGAAGUGGGAAAUGAACAACAUCCUUAGUGUAUAAAGUGGAAGGCCAACACAUGAAGAUUACUGUGGCUGAAGCCAGACUGAAACCUGCUGCAAUGAGUAACUUUGUACAGUCAACACUCAAUGAAGGAUAAUGGAAACCUAACAGAUGAACACUGGGUCAUCCUGCAGUUAAUGUUUACAAGACUGCUUUUACCUUUAAACUUUUUACACGUUUACAUCAUCUUGGUCCAAGAUAAUGUUUGUUAAAGUGCUUCUAGCUCUGUUUGUAGGAACAAAGCUAAAGACUCUAUUUCUCGGGAUUCUACUCAGGGGUUGGAAGGUAGUUUUUUUUAACACACACUUGAAAAUCAUUUGAUUAGUGAGACAUGUCUGUGUCUUGGUGAUUUACUAGCUCUCCAUUUACUUUUUCACUCUUUUUUUUUUUUUUUUUCUUCUCAAAGCACUGCCGCAGUUUCCUUGGGUAAUGGUGGCCUUUGUCUGUGCUGCUGUUUUUGGAUGGUAACAUUGGGAAAAUCUUAGUGCCUCUUCCAUUUCUUUUAUAUAUUUUUAGGAGAACUGUAUGCUAACCAUAUAUAAGAGGUGGAA
Molecule: messenger RNA, 2608 nt
Organism: Nanorana parkeri
Lineage: Eukaryota; Metazoa; Chordata; Amphibia; Anura; Dicroglossidae
Gene: GALNT7
Product: polypeptide N-acetylgalactosaminyltransferase 7
Exons: 12
Coding region: 90-2057 (655 amino acids)
Cellular component (GO): Golgi apparatus
Source: RefSeq, a predicted model, not a curated record